AUGCCCUCCGACGACUACGCGCCCAUCGUCCGCGGCGGGCUAAAGCUCAAAGGCGCCGCCGCAGGCGUUACGAAAAAGAAGAAGAAGAAGAAGAGCAAAUCCUCGUCCUCGGAGUCCAAAGCGUUAGAGACCGCUCUUAAAGAUCGUGAUGACGAGAGGCGGGUAGAGGAGCAAGAUGGUGCAGUGAGGAAGAAAGAGAAAGAUACGCGGGAAGGUGGGGAAGAUGAUGGAGAGGAAGUAGAUGGCCAGGAUAUGCGGGAACUGGAACACCGCGAUCCGAAUGAUGGGAAAACGGCUUCAGAGCGUGCUUAUGAGGAGACGAGAAGGAAACGCUUACAAGAGCGGCUGCUCCGUGAAGGUCCGCCAAAAACACAUAAGCAGCGCGUGGAGGAAUUAAAUAAAUACUUGAGUAAUUUGAGUGAACAUCAUGAUAUGCCGAGAAUUGGGCCCGGAUAA
This is a messenger RNA of Venustampulla echinocandica, 456 nucleotides long. RefSeq lists its product as uncharacterized. Gene Ontology annotation, cellular component: nucleolus. The record is from RefSeq and is a predicted model, not a curated record. The transcript has 2 exons. The coding region runs from base 1 to 456 and encodes 151 amino acids. NCBI's taxonomy places the organism in Eukaryota, Fungi, Ascomycota, Leotiomycetes, Helotiales, Pleuroascaceae.